UCUAGGGACUGUCCGUCAAAACGACGGUUUCAAAGCAGUCCGGGAGGGCGGGCAUAUACAGCCGUCCUCCCUCCUGUAAGGUGUCUUGCUAUCGGCUUCCUCAGCAGGUUUCUGAGGGAAAUGGGGACCGGGGUGGGCCCAUUGUGAAGAUAAGCGCAGUGAAAAGAAUUCAGGCUAAGCGUUUUCCCCCGCUUUAGCAUAGAGCCGCCAAUUGUAGUAGGAAUGCAAGAAAGACGUUCCCUCUCGACUGUACAGUUAGAAGAGAUGGAGAAAGUUACUGUAGAUGUGCUCUUAAAAAGCGGAGCACAAGACACCAUAAAAGAAGACUCUGCAGAACAAGACUCCCAGAACAAAAGUGGUAUUAGAGCACUAAAUGACACUGAGCUACGGGAACAACUUUGUGCAUAUGGAAUCAGCCCUGGACCAAUAUUGCCUUCUACUAGGACUGUUUAUGAGAAAAAAUUGCUGCAGUUGAUGAAGCAAUGUCCAUCUGUAGCAGCUGAGAAGAGUGGAGUUAGAGCUGGUGAUUCUGAAAAUGAAAUGGAUGGUAGAAAAGAAAAAACCGCAGAAGUAGUCGUUGAAACAAACAACCUCAAAGUGACAGCUGAAUGUACCUCCGGGCUUGAUAAUCAAUCACACGUAGAUGUGGCUGAACGCCAAAAGAAACUCUUGUCAUCUGAUGCUAAAUACAGUUUAGCCAAAAUAGUGGCAGAGCUUCAGGAAAUAUUGCCAGAUGGUAAAGUGGCAGCUCAUCAGUCACAAGGGCAAAGGAGGAAAGUUGGGAGCAGUCCUGAAAGGAGUUAUAGGCAAAAGACAGUUGAGAUACCAUGUGGAGAUUAUUCUGAUGCUAAUGUUAGUACAGGACAAAGUUCCAGAAGAAGAGUAGUAAAUGUGACUCCUUCAGUGAAGCAAAGACCUGAAAUCAAAUGUAGAGUAACGACUGAGAAACCAAAAGAAGGGCUUAUACCAAUGCGUGUAAAGAUUGCUCUGUUUGCCAUCUUCCUUUUCAUUGUGUUUGUGUAUGUAACUAUGGAAACGAAUCUAAAUAAUCCAUUCACAAGCUUCAUCAGUGGAUAAGUGUAUCCCAUCCAUUAGAGAUAGAAUUGCAAGACCAUUCUUUUCUCUAAAUGCUUACGAAUAAGUGAUUUGGGUAGCUAAUUAAAAAGCAAAAAAGGGAUCUUUAAUGUGUGCUUUCCUUGCUUAGAAUGUUAUUGUGCAUCACAGCCACUCACCUUAAAUAUCUAGCAAAAUCUACCUCCUUACCAUGUCUCUCUUCAUCAAGUUGGGUCCAUAGAGGUAUUUCCUUAAUCACAUCAGUGGAAAUUGCUCACUUUGGCAUGUUUUACCUCUCUGAAAAUGUAGAGGGUAGAGGUUUGUGUUAGUAAUCAGUACUCCCACAACUCACCCCCGGAUUGUAGUACACGGGAAGAUGUGUCUGCCCAUGAAACAGUUUGCCCAAGCCUUAUGAUCAUGAGAUAUGACCUCAACAACAGAAUGAGAAAAACAAUUGGGUUGCAAUUCAGUUCCUGCUGUGUGUGCGCACAUAGAAAAGUUGCAGAAUGGCUCCUCACAGGAGCCAAACUGAAUGCUUGAUCUCAGUCUGUGCUGCCCUUUCCUGCCCUGAGGCCAGGCCUGCAUGCUCCCUCACACAGCCAAGCACUUUAUCUCAAGCAGGAGCUCAUCUUGCUUUUCAUAGGGUGAGGGUGCAGGUUCUCAGCAGGACCUGGACUGUGUGUAGGGCCUGAGAAGGAAUGGGCUGCUAGAUCAGCCUGUGCACGGCAUAUAAAGGCUCCUGCUGGAGGUAAGGUGCCUUGCUGUGAAGGAGUAUACAGACACAGCCAUGGUUCUCUGACCUCAAAUUAGAGUUUUUUUUAAUUCUUUCCUUCUGAUCUGACAUUCUGGUGCUUGAGCCUUGAGUCUAAUUACAGCAAGCUUUUAAAAAAAAAAUGCAUUCACACAAAUGUGUAUAUAUCAACAAUUUCAUGUGCCUGGUUUUGAAAGAUGCCGGAAAAUCCUUUUUGUUUUUGUCUGCUCUCUUUUGGAACAAAGAUUUUCAUGUUUGUUCAUUACUUUUUUGAAGCAUGGAAAUGUGUGCAUAAGUUAAAUCUAUUGUGCUCUUAGAUUCAUUGAUACAUAAAAACUGGGAUACUGAGUUGUAGAGCUGCAGCUUUUAAUUUUAAAAAAGCAUAAACUAGCUCUCAAAUAUGAUGAGAACACAGAAGUUUCUCUGGCAAAUUUUGUACUUCAUGUUGCUUUUGAAUUUCUGCCUCUCUGUGUAACUCCUACAGUCUCCAAUAAAGUGCUUUAUUACACUUUUCUCCUCCCAUCCUCCUAAAUUGCACACCUUAUGGUUUUGCCUUGUAGUAAUGAGGGGGCACAAGCAGCAAUCUAGCUGUCAUUUGCCUCUUUCAGUGAAUGUUUCCCAUGAUUAUCUACUGACAUAUGAUUUAGUAGGAAGAAUGAGAGAUGGUUUGAUAUCUUCUAACAUGCCAAUGAGAAUGAUAUCGCACAAUUACUCUGUAAUGAUGUACAGAAAACCUAGAGGGAAGAGUUUACAGUGAAGCCUGAAAUUCUUGUUUUCUUUGGUGCAUGAGUGAAUUAAAGCACAAAGGGUUUUGUUUUUUUUAAAACCCUUGAAUAAGG
Messenger RNA from Hemicordylus capensis (graceful crag lizard), 2643 nucleotides. RefSeq names its product LEM domain containing 1 (gene LEMD1). Bases 223 to 1077 code for a protein of 284 amino acids. The record is from RefSeq and is a predicted model, not a curated record. Lineage: Eukaryota; Metazoa; Chordata; Lepidosauria; Squamata; Cordylidae. The transcript is spliced from 8 exons.